Oncorhynchus gorbuscha (pink salmon) is the source of this 4129-nucleotide messenger RNA. RefSeq names its product V-set and transmembrane domain-containing protein 2A-like. The record is from RefSeq and is a predicted model, not a curated record. The transcript has 5 exons. Bases 545 to 1252 code for a protein of 235 amino acids. NCBI's taxonomy places the organism in Eukaryota, Metazoa, Chordata, Actinopteri, Salmoniformes, Salmonidae.
UUUUGUUCUCCUCACACAAAUCUGGGCUUAAAUGCUAAAAUUAUUACUGGGUUUAAUAGUCGCCACUCCUGCUGCUGUACUUGAUAAUAAUUGUCAAUAUAUAAUGUUUGAUAUCUUUACGUUUAUUUACAUUUGAAAGGAAUGUGAACAACGGGAUUUACAGAGGUGUAAAGAGGUGUGUAGACUUACGAACAUAUCCGUUGAGUCUAGCUCUACUUGUCGCUAGAGCACCAGGCACGCAAUCAGCACGCAAUAGGGGAGCUGGACACUGACGUUGCAUCAACAGCCACGUACCGAGAGCUGGGAACAGAGGCUAUUCUUUUACAUACUUCACAACACCUUGUGCAGAGCGCGCAGUCGUCAGUCUCUAUCCGCAAAGCCCGUGGCAGCGCACAUAAAGAACUUCAGAAGCCUUGCUAUAGUUCCAGCAUGUUACAUAUUCGGCAUUUUGUAUCCAAGCAUAUCCGCAUGGCAACAGUUUAAUUUGCUGAGCAGUUUUGGAAGAUCGUUUUUUCCUCGGCUGAUGUGACAUUAUCCCUUUGGAAUGAUGUGGACCUCUCAUGACUCUAUUGGAUUUGUUUUCCUGUCCAGUUUAUGUAUCCAAUUUGGAUUCUCCUUUGAAGGAAAGUUUACGGAUAUCCCCUCCAAUCUAACAGUUAAAGAAGGUCAAAACAUUGAAAUGGCGUGCGCCUUCCAGAGUGGAACCGCAUCAGUUUACUUGGAGAUUCAGUGGUGGUUCAUUAGAGCGCCAGAAGAGCCGAGCAAUAGCGAGGAGGAGGAUGAUGACGAAGAAAUGGAAAUGAUACCAGAGCCUGAUCCAGACGACGAAGGGACUAAAAUAAGUACGGUGAAGGUACAGGGAAACGACAUCUCCCACAAACUGCAGAUCUCCCGGGUGGGGAAGAGUGACGAGGGCCUGUACGAGUGCAGAGUCACCAACGCCAACUACGGAGAGCUGCUGGAGUACAAGGUCCAGGCCUACCUGAAUGUGAACAGCACCAGGCCCCGCAUCAGACCGGUCAAGAAGACGUCCCCCCUGUCCCACCUGACAGCAGAUAAGAAGCCCCGCAAGACAGGCUCCACAGCAGCACAAGACGGCAUGAGCGCCGACCAGAGGGUCCGCUCUACCUCCAGCUCUCAGACUUCAUCAGCCAAGACAGUCAAACACAGUUCAGGUACUAGGAUAGCUACAAGCUACGGACUUGCCAUCCUGAUUCUUGGCUGUGGCUUUAUGAGGGAUACCUUGCUAUAGUUUCAAGAACGGACUUUUCCUCCCAGUAUCACUAUGUAUGGCCUAUUAUUACCACCAAGCAGACAGCACAGUUGGCCCCUUUUUUCCCCCCACCACUACUCUGCACCCAAUGAAUUCUUAUUACCCAUUGUACACAAGAGGCACCUUCUCAAAGGCCAGCUGCGGGAUUACCUGUUGUGCCAAUAUUUCUUCAGCACUCCCAACAAUUGAAACAAAAUGGAAACCGACAGUGUCUACUUGGAAUAUCUUUCACAAAUACUUUUAUUUUGGUUUCCUGCAAUACAUGUAUUGUGUCAAAGUAGAAAACAAAAGGAUCUAUAUUUGUGUAAUAUAUGAGUAUACAAUUGUUUUAUUUCAAACUCCUUGAACUGUUUAUAGCUUACAUUCACUUUGUUGAUCAUGUAACUACAUUGUACAAGGGUAUUCAUGCCCCACCCAAAACAAAAUAACUACUAAAAUACAACAAAAUGAUGUAUAGGCCUAGUUGGAUUGCUAAAUUAGGGCAAAUCGACAUUGUAUUAUUUUAAAAUCUGCAUAUGUAUAAUCUGCAACUACAAUUCUUGAACUUUGUUAUUAUGGAUCUGUUCUUAUUCAUUCUCACAUUCUUUACUUUUGUACGGUAUUUCCUUUGGUAUACAAAAACAAUACUUCCAUCCCUUGUAAUUUCCUGAUGUGCAACAGCUUCACAUGUUAUGAAGCAUAAUAAUGUCAAUGUUUAUAUGUGACUGUGCCAGCAGACCAUUCGUUUAAAAUUUGGCUGCACUAAUAUUGUAAAAAGCCAUUAAGAAAUGGAAUGCUUCACUUAGAGCACAGCUCUAAUAUUCAAAUAUGCUCCAUUACUGAAAAGAAGAAUCUAGGUACUGCUGUAGCCUAAUGCUCAGGGGCAUUGUCUUUGUGUAAAGAAUCUCACAUUAGCCAAGAAGAGUUCUUAUGCCAUUUGAUGGUGCAAUGAUGCCCCAACGGUAUCUAUAGUAUACGUUCCUUAUCUGUAACACACAGAUCAGGACGAGGAAACAGUUUAAAGGUCUUGUGAUUAAGAAAAUGGUUUUAAAUUGUUCUCGCUCUUGUCUUGUCCAUUCUCAAUGUUCAUCGACACAACGCUUUGACAAUCUGACCUCUUGUUUCAGAACCCGUUAGCAGAAGUCAUGGAUUCUACUGUUAUACUAAACUGUUCAUAUAUAUAGAAUAUUUGUUCCAUAGACAUUCACCACAUGGAAUCAUUUCGAUUCACUAUAUGGGUGCACCUAUUUUAUGUAGAGUCAUUGUUAAGUGCAAUGACCACUGGACAUAUUAUGCCACCAUAGCUACUGUAUGAAUAGGUGGUAUUGGUGAUCGUGCGGCAAAAGUGCUUCAGAUCUGCCUUUCAGUUGAGUUGAAGAGGGUAUCCAUAGAAUGAAGAGAGUCUCCAUUUUAAAAUGUAUUAUGUGACCAAAGACCGUGGCUAUGGCCAUACAAUAUUGACGUUCACCAACAUCGAUCUCUUUGCACAUUGCUUAUACUAUAGCCGAGUGUUCUCACAUAUUGUGCCCCUUUAUUCCCUAUCUUUUUACAAUCUCAGAACGAGGCGGACAAUCUGCCCAGAUUCACAAAGCACCAUCUGUCCAUUUCUUCAAAUCGUAUUUAAAAUAACACCACCUUGGAUGGAAUAAUUAUAUGUAUUGGCAGUGCAAAAAACUUCCUGGGGCCACUAAGAAGCAGGAUUUUGCUUAAGGUUUCCACCGGAAACAAUCUCCAGUCUUCUGUAGACAGCGCUGCUGAACUCAGUGAGGGAUCUUAACCUGUUGAUACAGCAGUUGGAGUUAGCUGACAGAGCAAAUAAUACAGAGGAAUCCAGCUAGAGACAUAUCCUGAUCAGCAAGUCUGGUCAGGGUACAAAAUGUGUGGGCUAUAUACAGUAUUUAAUCUGCGCUGGUUCCCGGGAUGAGAACAGUUAAUCUAGUAGAGCUGUGUCAUGCUGCUUAACCUCAAAUCAAUAUUAGGCUAUUGUCCAUUGAGUAAAAGUUAUUUUAUGAUUAUUAUCACAAAUCCUAACUGUUCAGUUUUGAGGAAGAAGAUUUUGAGAAGAUGACAUCUGCUAGUAGAAUGUUUAUCACAUACUUCUCCAAGCAGGUCAAAUGGAUAGCAUAUCUGUGUGCACAGUAAAAGAAUGCCUUCAGUUUAUCAAAUCCCUGUAUAAAAUUUUAAAAAUAAAAUAAAAAAUCGGUAAAACUUGUAAAGUAAUCAGCAUGUAACCUUUUUUAUCCAAAUGUUUAAAAGCAGAGACAAGUUGUGUUCUGUAUUUGUAACAAUGUUGUCAUAUAUUCGUUUUGAAGCACUAACAACAGGAAAUGGAAUUUUAAAACAACUGUAUUGACAGUCUGUUAAGGAGGACCACUUGCCAUUGCAGUGCACACCUGUUGCAAGGCCUACUACUUCAACACGAAAUGGAAUCACUACAGAGUACAAGGUCAAGCAAAGUGGAUAUAUAAUUUAAAGGAUCGACAACAGUCGCCUGAUAAGGGAAUUGCAACGUCUGACAAUUGUGGUGGCUAACAAGCAACGAAGUCUCAGUCCAUCAAACAAGAUACUAUAUUAUCACAUUUGAGCAACUCAAAUCCAUGGAUAUUGUUUCAAAAACAACAACACAGCAGUUAUGUUUUCUUUAUGACGCCGAUGCCCAUUGUUUCAGCUCCACAUAGAUGAAUUGUUUCCUUAUUACUCUUCAUCUCAAUGCAGUCUUAUCUGUUUGUUGAGCUGUCAAAAAUGUUAUGACCUGUAAUUUUCAUUUGAUUUGGUACUGUGUGAAGCUUCUGUACUGGAACGUUUGCAGCAGUUUGUAUUAUAAUGAUGAUAUCAGAAAAAUAUUGAAAUAAAUCAUUUUCACAGAUGGGAUUCAAA